Messenger RNA from Phyllotreta striolata, 969 nucleotides. The record is from the annotation of a GenBank genome assembly. Lineage: Eukaryota; Metazoa; Arthropoda; Insecta; Coleoptera; Chrysomelidae.
AUGAAAAACUACCAAGAGAAAAUCGAGCAACUGCAAAGCCAUUUUAAAACCCACAACAAGUACAAAGAAUACGUCGGUCAUUCAUCGAAAGUGCAUUCUGUCGGUUGGAGCUGCGAUGGAAAAAGACUGGCCUCGGGUUCAUUCGACAAGUCGGUUUGCGUCUACACCUUAGAAAGGGACAGAUUAAACAAAGAGCACACGUUCAAGGGCCACGGAGGCUCCGUGGACCAGCUCUGCUGGCACCAAACCCACCCGGACCUCCUCAGCACGGCCAGCGGCGACAAGUCGGUGCGAAUUUGGGACACGAGAGUACAGAAAUGCGUGACGACGAUAAACACGAAAGGGGAGAACAUCAAUAUCACCUGGUCGCCCAACGGGAACUCCAUCGCAGUGGGCAACAAAGAAGACUUGGUUACUUUUAUAGACGCUCGAUCGUACAAGAUCGAAGCGGAGGAGCAGUUUCAUUUCGAAGUCAACGAGAUCUCUUGGAACAACACCAGCGAUCUGUUCUUUCUAACCAACGGGCAGGGUUGCGUCCACAUUUUAAGUUAUCCUGAUUUGAAGCGACAGCACAUAUUGAAGGCUCAUCCGGGAACUUGCAUCUGCAUCGAAUUCGACCCGACGGGUAAAUAUUUCGCUACGGGGAGUGCAGAUGCUUUGGUCUCACUGUGGGAUAUCAACGAGCUAGCCUGUAAAAGAGUUUUCACGAGGAUGGAUUGGCCCGUGAGGACGAUUUCGUUUAGUUACGAUGGACAAUUGCUCGCUUCUGCCUCCGAGGAUUUGAUCAUAGACAUCGGUUUUGUGGAAACUGGGGAUAAAAUAGCGGAUAUAUCGGUGGAAGCUGCUACAUUCACUGUAUCCUGGCAUCCCUCGUUAUAUCUUUUGGCGUACGCGUGCGACGAUAAGGACAGUUACGAUAGGAAAAGGGACGCCGGUAGUUUGAAAGUUUGGGGAUUCCCGAGCGAUUAA